This is a messenger RNA of Lactuca virosa, 783 nucleotides long. Lineage: Eukaryota; Viridiplantae; Streptophyta; Magnoliopsida; Asterales; Asteraceae. The record is from the annotation of a GenBank genome assembly.
AUGAAAGACGGAACAGUGAUAGGAUGGAUUCUCCUUCCGGAAUUGAGAGACAAAUUACUAACAUCCGACGAAGUUGAUGUAUUGAAUGGCUAUCAUGAGAUGUGGAUAAAAAUUGCACCAGAUUGGAGGGAAGCUUUAUCACUGAAGAACGCCAUUGAAGAUCGUAUCACAAAAGGGAAAUAUGGAGGCAAACCUCGUCCUGGUGGUCCAAGAUCUACCUUAUGCAUAUCCUCACAGGUUGGAUGCAAAAUGGGCUGCACAUUUUGUGCAACUGGAAGUAUGGGAUUCAAGAGCAACCUCUCAACAACAGAGAUUGUAGAACAAUUAGUACAUGCUUCUCGAUUAUCACCCAUUCGCAAUGUUGUUUUCAUGGGAAUGGGAGAGCCAUUAAACAACUACAAUGCUUUAGUUGAAGCUAUUCGAGUAAUGACAACAUUCCCUUUUCAGCUUUCACCCAAGAAAAUUACUGUCUCAACGGUUGGAAUAAUUCAUGCAAUAAACAAGCUUCAUGGUGACUUACAAAAUAUAAACCUAGCAGUGUCUCUUCAUGCACCAGUUCAAGAUAUUAGGUGUCAAAUAAUGCCUGCAGCUCGCGCUUUUCCUUUAGAAAAACUUAUGAAUGAUUUAGCAGAAUAUCAAAAGAAAAGUCAGCAAAAGAUUUUCAUUGAGUACAUAAUGCUGGAUGGUGUGAAUGAUGAGGAGCAGCAUGCCCACCAGCUUGGUAGAUUGCUUGACACAUUUGAAGUGGUUUUGAAGAAUUUGUUGAAAAUAUUGAAUAGGUGA